UCUCAACCAACUGGUUUUCAGCCACGCUUUCGUGUGGAAAAAUCUCGACUUUAAAAAAAUGGAAACUUAAGUUCUCUCUCUCUCUCUCUCUCUCUCUCUCUCUCUCUCUCUUUCUUAACCACUACAGCAACAUUGACCCUUAAUUCAUUUAACUCUUUGUUGACAUAUUCCCAGUAUCUUCUCUCCAAUCCAUUAUUUUUCCCCUUUUCAUUCUCUUUUACUCUCCAUUUUCUUCUGCUUAAUUGCUUUGGAUUCCCACAUCAAGUGGCUGUGCGCCUGAGAAAACAUAUAAACACAAGGCAUCAUCGUCUGUCGUCUCCCACCAUGUGUAUACAGGACGCAGAGGAGGUUAACCAAGAAUUAAUGGAUGAGCUAAGGGACAGCACCACCAGCAGUAGCAGCAGCAACGACAAGAACAAUAAUAAAAAGCCCUGGCCUUUACAUUGUGCUCAAGUCUUGGGUACCCAGAUGGACAACUGGGAUAAGGAGUCUCCUUCCUUGAGUUCCAGGGACCGGAUCACUGUAGGAAACUCGUUUCCUCUUGAAAGCAUCUGCGAGGAUACAGUUGUUUUGGACAGAAAGCAGAACAUAGUGACGGAUUUCGCUCCUGCCUUGCGUUCAGGAGAGUGUUCUGACAUUGGAGGGCGUAAUUCUAUGGAGGAUACUCACAUAUGUAUCAGUGACUUGGCUAAGAAAUUUGGCUAUAACCUGCAUAGUGAGGAGAAAGUUUCGUUUUAUGGUGUAUUUGAUGGACACGGAGGAAAGGAUGCAGCAUAUUUCGUUCGUGACUAUUUGCCAAGAGUAAUUGUGGAGGAUGCUGAUUUUCCUUUAAAACUUGAGAAAGUAGUUACAAGAUCAUUUAUGGAGACUGAUGCUGCAUUUGCACAGUCAUCCACUCUUGAUUGUGCCCUAUCCUCUGGCACAACUGCACUCACUGCAAUGAUAUUUGGGAGGUCUUUACUCGUGGCAAAUGCUGGAGAUUGUCGGGCAGUACUGUCACGACGUGGAGUAGCCAUGGAAAUGUCAGAGGAUCAUAGGACUUGUUGUCCAAAAGAAAGAACACGGAUAGAGUCUCUUGGGGGAUAUGUUUACGAUGGUUAUCUAAACGGUCAAUUAGCUGUCACCCGAGCCUUGGGCGAUUGGCACCUUGAAGGAAUGAAGGAAAUGAGCGAAAGGGGUGGACCCUUGAGUGCUGAACCAGAACUCAAACUGAUAUCACUAACAAAUGAAGACGAAUUUCUUAUCAUCGGUAGUGAUGGAAUAUGGGAUGUUUUCACCAGCCAAAACGCUGUUGAUUUUGCACGAAGGAGACUUCAAGAACACAACGACGUAAAAUUAUGCUGCAAGCAGAUAGUAGAUGAAGCAAUAAAGCGCGGAGCCAUGGACAAUUUGACUGUUGUAAUGGUGAGUUUUCACCAGGAGCCUCCUCCCCAAAUAGUGGUACAGAGACCCAGUGUGAGAAGAAGCAUUUCUGCUGAGGGACUUCAGAAUCUGAAAUCCCUGCUAGAGGGAUAAAACCCAGGUCAUAAUUUUGAAUUUCAUUGCUUCAACAGGCUAUAAUAUAGAACUAGUCAAUAAAAAUGGUUGACCCAUUUUGGCAAGUCCUGAAAUUGGGUGUAUAUAAAUUCAUCAGGGUAUAUAGACAUUCCCCUUUUCUAUUUCCUCCCGUUAGUGGUGCAUCAUUCAGGAAAGAGAAUUUAGGCUGAGAAAAAGAGAGAACAGAUAAUCUUGUGGAGAAUAAUUCAGCAAAACAAUAUUCUGAAAUUCUUUUGAUCUCUUCCUCGGUGACUUUGGCAUCUGAGGAGCCCAAGGGGGCUGAUUGGUGUAGGACUUUCGUAUUAUAUAUGUUAUAUAGAAUUUGAUUUGUGCAAAGACACAAAAUUUAGAGAAUGAUGUACCAUCUUUUCUUAUCCAAGAAAGUUCUUAUAUAAUUCUUUCAGCUCUGCCUCUGAUUAUUGCUUCUUA
Molecule: messenger RNA, 1965 nt
Organism: Carica papaya (papaya)
Lineage: Eukaryota; Viridiplantae; Streptophyta; Magnoliopsida; Brassicales; Caricaceae
Product: putative protein phosphatase 2C 27
Biological process (GO): protein dephosphorylation
Molecular function (GO): cation binding; protein serine/threonine phosphatase activity
Source: RefSeq, a predicted model, not a curated record